This is a messenger RNA of Anthonomus grandis grandis, 1553 nucleotides long. RefSeq names its product protein cortex-like. NCBI's taxonomy places the organism in Eukaryota, Metazoa, Arthropoda, Insecta, Coleoptera, Curculionidae. Bases 87 to 1439 code for a protein of 450 amino acids. Gene Ontology annotation, cellular component: anaphase-promoting complex. The transcript is spliced from 8 exons. The record is from RefSeq and is a predicted model, not a curated record. Gene Ontology annotation, molecular function: protein binding; anaphase-promoting complex binding; ubiquitin ligase activator activity. Gene Ontology annotation, biological process: anaphase-promoting complex-dependent catabolic process; positive regulation of ubiquitin protein ligase activity; positive regulation of anaphase-promoting complex-dependent catabolic process.
AAUGUUAGUAAGUGCAAACUGCCUGGUAUGCAAUGUUGUUUAAAUGUGUAACAUAUUUACGGUAUUAAGUGAAUUUGUAUGAAAUUAUGAAAACAACAUCGAAAUUUAUCUUAUCCCAAAAUUCAGUUUUUGAUAGAUUUAUUCCUCUAAGAAUAAAUAGCGACACAACCAACUUCAGCUUAAUAGAUCUUGAUGAAACCAACAUCCUAUUCGAUAUAAAGGCAGACGAUGAUGAAGAUGAUGAUAUAUCAUCAUAUAAAUUCGUUAACACUGCUAAAAUGACUCAAAAUCUCUUUGCCUAUAGAAACAGGUUGCUUGAUGCGUUGAACAUUCAAGAUUUUGUAACUGUUUGCAAAAAAAGGUUUGAAAAAUCGAUGAGGCGAAAAAUCAUAAAACCAUGGCCUGUUAUAGCAAGGAAACGGCCAAUAAUAGAGUCACCUGAAUUCAUUUUGGAUAUCCCUGCAAUUAAUGAUGAAGACGUUAUAUUUUGUAGGCAUAAAAUUGAUUGGGGUAGUUCGAAUAAAAUAGCAAUGAUCUUCAAUGGUGAAGUUCAUUUAUUAUGCGGCCUCAAUGGUGAAAAUCGAAGUACAAAUUUGGGAGAAACGGCUGCAUUCUGUUUAAAAUGGAAUAAAUUGGGAACCAGAUUUGCUGUAUCCACUAAUAACGGAUUUGUCAUGUUAAUAGACGGUGAAACAUUAAAGUGCCUAAAUAAAUUUAAAUGUGACCAAAGAUGUAUAUUGUGUGACAUUAAUGUCAUCGAAUGGACCAAACGAAAUCAAAUGCUAAUCGGUUGUUCCAACGGUAUAAUGAAAAAAAUUGGAAGUAAACCUAGACAUCGGGUUUAUUCAUUUAAAAGUGGAAUUGUUGAUUUAAAAUUAUCAUGUAAUGAUAUUUAUUUGUUUAUUAUGAUGAGAGACUCAGCAUAUAUUAACCGUUUCGGAACUGUUAAUAAUGUCAAUUUGAAAACAUCGAAUUCAGUGUGUGCAUCAUGGCAUCCAUGGCAAGAACACACUUUGGCCGUCUCAGAUCUUCAAAAUAAGUCAGUAUUUAUCUAUAACUGCAACACAAAUAUAAGGACAAAUUUGAAAAUUCUUAAUCCAUAUUUGAUAAGUCGCUUUAAAUGUGUGGCGGAUUGUGUCAGCUUUAACCCUAUAUCGGCAGAACUAGUGGUAAGCUUUUAUUCAGACGAGGAUGAAGGUUGGUCUUAUUUGACCGUCUUUAGCGAUUUAGAAACACGUGUGGAUGAAGUACGCUUCCAUAGAGGACGGGUCCCACAUUUUCUAUGGGACAGCACUGGGACGAAGCUUGGUAGUUCCGGAGUUGAUGAAAAUUUAGCUAUAUGGAACUUCUUUGGAUCAAAGCCGUUGCCAAAAAACAAAGUGUAUCUUAAAAAUCAAUUAUAUGAUUUAAAAACAUUAAAGUAUCAAAGGAUUCGUUAAAUAUUAUAUACUUGUUUUCUCCAGAUUUUAAUAUUUUAUUAUUUAUUUUUAAUUUAUUUAAAAAAUCAAUAUGUACUGAAUUUUUAAAUAAUUAUAUUUUUUCGUCUUUUAAAA